CCUAACAAGACCCGUCCCAAAAGUCAACUUGCAACUGAAACACCUUAUAUCUUAUUAGUUUAUUUACAACUGAUCUUUAAUACUUCUUUAGUCUUACUGGCCUUUUUCUUAUUUAUGAAUUUCAUCCUCAUGAUGCGUACAGAUAUCAAUUCAAGAUUAUUAGCUCAAACUACUCAAUUACGUCAAGAAAUUCAAAUUUGUACUGAUGAGUAUCAUAACAAUCGAUGUUUUCCUGUUGCUCAACGUACUAAGUUUAUUGAACAACAUUGUAUCGAAUGGGAAAAAUGUAUGAAUCAGAAUCCUAAUUUGCUUAGUAAAUCAAAGAUUGGAGCUGAAACCUUUGCAGAAGUGAUGAAUGGAUUUGUGGAUGUGAUCUCAUGGAAAACGAUGAUUUUCAUUCUUUCUCUGAUUUCGGCUGGGAUUUAUGUGACUAAUUUAGCCAUGAAUUCGUAUAAAGCUAAAUGGAAU
Melampsora larici-populina 98AG31 is the source of this 468-nucleotide messenger RNA. RefSeq lists its product as uncharacterized. Gene Ontology annotation, biological process: nuclear envelope organization; lipid homeostasis. The annotation marks the transcript as partial. Lineage: Eukaryota; Fungi; Basidiomycota; Pucciniomycetes; Pucciniales; Melampsoraceae. Gene Ontology annotation, cellular component: nuclear envelope; nuclear membrane. The transcript is spliced from 2 exons. The record is from RefSeq and is a predicted model, not a curated record.